Drosophila novamexicana is the source of this 1128-nucleotide messenger RNA. RefSeq names its product glycoprotein-N-acetylgalactosamine 3-beta-galactosyltransferase 1. Bases 1 to 1128 code for a protein of 375 amino acids. The transcript has 4 exons. Gene Ontology annotation, molecular function: N-acetylgalactosaminide beta-1,3-galactosyltransferase activity. Gene Ontology annotation, cellular component: membrane. The record is from RefSeq and is a predicted model, not a curated record. NCBI's taxonomy places the organism in Eukaryota, Metazoa, Arthropoda, Insecta, Diptera, Drosophilidae.
AUGGCCAAAACCCAAACAAUGCCCAAGCUGAGGUCCAGCUGGCCGGGCGGCCAAUUCCGCGCUCAGCUGCACCUGUUGACCGGCUUCAUAGCGGGAUUCGUGUGCGCCUUCAUGUUGCUUCUCUAUAUCUACGAUGUCCACAAUGGCAUCAACUGCUGGCCAACCAGCAGCAGCAGCAGCAGCAGCUACGCCUUCGCAUCCACGCUGAGAAUUGCACAGCAAACCUCGCGGAAUUUGGCGCCAUCAGCUCGUGUGCUCUGCAUGGUGUUGACCUGUCCGGACUAUGUGGAGCGCUAUGCGCAGCAUGUGCACGCCACCUGGGGUCAGCGCUGCAGCAAACUGGUGUUUGUCAGCAGCGAGAACUAUGAGCCGCUGGGCGUGGUCCAGGUGGUGGAAUCUAAUGGCGGCAGCUAUGAAGAUUUGUGGAAUAAGACGCGUGAGGGUUUCCGUCACGUGUGGCUGGAGUAUGGCGAGCAGUACGAUUGGUUUCUCAAGGCCGACGAUGAUACCUAUGUCAUCAUGGAGAAUCUGCGUCACAUGCUCAGCGCCUAUGAUCCCAAUAUGCCCGUCUAUUUCGGAUAUCAAAUGAGACGCUACAAUGUGAGUUACAUGUCUGGCGGCGCUUCUUACGUGCUCAGUCGCGAGGCACUGCGUCGUUUUAUGACGCAGGCUUAUGACUCCGGCAAAAUCUGUCCGGAGCCUAAAAAAAUGGGCAUUGAGGAUUUCUAUAUGGGCAUUUGCCUGCAAAAUGUGGGCGUUCAUUUGAUAGACUCCGCGCGCGCACUUUCCAAAGAAGACAAGCCAAAGUUUUUUCCACUGGAUGUCCAGAGCUAUUUGUACAAUUUUAAUGCCAGUAUUCCGGAUUGGUUGCGAGAGAUGAGCGUCUCGCAAAUAGCAACAGGCAACGAUUGCUGCUCGAAUUACUCCAUAGCUUUUCAUUAUACCAAGCCGGAGCGCAUGUAUCUAUAUGAAUUUAUGCUGUAUCAUUUGCGAGUCUUUAGUCGCAAGUACGAAGAGCAGCUGCCAGCUCGAAUCUCAUUUGCCGAAAUUUUAGAAAUGUUUCCAAUGGAAAACAACUCGGAGAUCAGAGACUUGACACAAAUGCCUGAAAAGCCUGACAAUUUUUAA